AUGGUGGCGGAGAGUUCAACGGCAGCGUCCAGCUGCAGAUCUGGUGGUGGAGCAUUAGCGGAUUCGUACAUCGGUAGCUUAAUAAGCUUGACAUCGAAAAGUGAGAUCAGGUAUGAGGGCACACUCUACAACAUUAACACUGAAGAGUCCAGCAUCGGCCUCCGCAACGGUUACGACAUUGGAAACUCUAAGGAUGACAAGAAGACAAGGCUUGGAUCUUUCAAGAAGAAGGCAAUUGAUGCCUCUUCAAUGUUCAAAAAAUCUUUGACCAGGAGGAGGAGAAGCAACAAAGUUAUGUCCGUUGUGUUGGAGGAUGAACAUGACCAGGAGGAAUUAAAGUCUGUGGAUGCCUUGCGUCAAGCACUUAUUCUGGAAGAAUUAUUGCCUAGAAAACACGAUGACUAUCAUAUGAUGCUAAGUUAA
This is a messenger RNA of Fraxinus pennsylvanica, 423 nucleotides long. Lineage: Eukaryota; Viridiplantae; Streptophyta; Magnoliopsida; Lamiales; Oleaceae. The record is from the annotation of a GenBank genome assembly.